This is a messenger RNA of Paramecium tetraurelia, 1959 nucleotides long. RefSeq lists its product as uncharacterized. The transcript is spliced from 2 exons. The record is from RefSeq and is a predicted model, not a curated record. NCBI's taxonomy places the organism in Eukaryota, Ciliophora, Oligohymenophorea, Peniculida, Parameciidae.
AUGCCUAGGAAAAAUAAAAGAUAGAAUACCAAAAACAAGUAAGACAAUAACACAGAUUAAAACGAUCAGGCAGAACAAAUAGAAUCUGCCCCAGAUAUAGAUAAAAAAGAAGAAGAGCAGAUAUUGAAUGUUGAAUAAAAUAAUUAAGAGGUUACUACUGAGUAGGCUGUACCUUAAAAUUAGCAAAAUGCAAAUGACAAAUAAACACCGAACUAAGAUUAAGAUAAUUAGAAACAUGAGUAAAAGAAUCAAAUAGAGGAUAUACAAAAUACCCAAGAGAAUGAUUAGUUUGAGUAGUUUAAUGAUGCUCAGAAACAAAAACAGCAAGAUUUAGUAUCAGAUGUACAACAACAGACUAAAAAUGGUGAAAAUGAUAUUUAAUCUCCAUCCUAAUAGUUUGAUUAGAAAGAGACUUCUAAAAGGAUCUCUGCAACUUUGAAUGAAGAGACCCAUAAGCCCUAAGAACCAUAAUUUCUAGGUCAACCUUCACCUGAUUCUGCACAUGAUGAAAAUAUUAAACCUUCCUCAAAACCUAAUGUCUCACUUUCAUUGCACGAUAGUGAGGUUGAACAUUCUAUAGAAACUCCAACUUAGAGACCCUUGAAGGAAGUAGCCAUUGUUUAGAUUUAAUAACAUGAAGUUGUUUUAAAUGCUUAGGCUCCUCUGUUUGUGGAGAAAGCGAAUGACUAAGUGAUGUUAGAAGGUGCCCCAUAAACCUAAUUGAGGAAAUAGAAUGAUGAAGUCGUUUUGGAGAGAGUCUAAUAAUAAAAAAUGGAAGUCAAAGUUGAAUACACCAAUAUCGAAGUGCAGCCUAAAACACACAUAGAAUCUCAUUAAUAAAUAGAAUUAGAGAAGUAACCAUAGAUUUAGCAAUAAGUAGUUGUAGAGAGAACAGAAACACAAAGUUAGGUUUAAGUAGAAGUAUAAAAAAAUAAAAGUGAAAUUGUGACUGAAGAGAAGUCCAAAGUGUAAACAUAAAACUCUAAUGAUGGUGUUUACUUACAAUAAAUACCAGUUGUUCAAUUAGAGAAUCAUCAGGAGGUUUCAAUUGAGUAACAACCUCGAAUCAAUUUGGAAUCAAGGAACCUAGAUACUCAAAUUGAGAAGUGUCCUCAAAUUGAAAUCCCACUCAAUGCACAAUCCACAUCUCUUCAUGAACAUCCUAUUGUCAAUCUUGAGGUUAAUCACAAUAUUCAUCAAGUACAUCCCAGUCCUCAUGUCUAAUCAAUACAGACUGAAUAAUUCAACUCGAUAGAACAAUAGCCUAAUCCAUCUGUUGAAUAAAAAGGAUAUGCUUUAUUUUCUGUCUAAGCACCCAAAACAGAAGUCUAGGUUACUUACACUUAAGUUAACUCUGAGCCAUAGUAAUAAUUAAAGGUGGAAUCCAAUCAGUAAUAAACUCAAUUGAUUCAAGAGGAAGAGAAAGUCCAUGUUUAAUAGGAUGAUCAGACUCAUAUUGAAGUUUAACCAUCCCAUGAAAUCAUCAAUGUAGAGAAGAGGGAAGUUAUUGAACAUAAACCACAGUUACACACUGAAUAAAACUCUAAUCCUGUUGAAGUUAGUCACAAUGAUUCUGUUAGAAUUGAAGGAUAUCAUGUAGAUCAGAAGAACAAUCAAUAAAAAUAAUAAAAGUAGGUUCCUCAAUUUGUUUAAUCUCCAACUCAACAAGUCAAAGAUUCAGAACCUUUGUAACCGCAAAAUGAUGCAGAGUAGUAAUUUUUAAAUAGGUCUCAAUCCGAAAAUCACCCCUCUUCAUCAAAGAUCAUUCAGCAAGUGCCCCAAGAAGUUGGUAUGUUAGGCUUGUCUGUUGCUGCAGCUGCUGGUGCUUCUUAAUUUAUAAUGAAGAAUGGAGUUAAAUCAAAGGAAGGGCUAUUUGCAGCUUUGGCUGGUUCAGCCAUCUUGUAUGCUGGCUACAGAUUAUUUAAAUCCAAGAGUUAACAAAAUGAAAAAAAAGAUUGA